Psilocybe cubensis is the source of this 1782-nucleotide messenger RNA. RefSeq lists its product as uncharacterized. The transcript is spliced from 13 exons. The record is from RefSeq and is a predicted model, not a curated record. Bases 1 to 1782 code for a protein of 593 amino acids. NCBI's taxonomy places the organism in Eukaryota, Fungi, Basidiomycota, Agaricomycetes, Agaricales, Agrocybaceae. Gene Ontology annotation, molecular function: transmembrane transporter activity. Gene Ontology annotation, biological process: transmembrane transport.
AUGUCGCUAACUACUGCUCCUGAAGAACUGGGCUUGCAACAUGCUCCAGAGUCCACAGCUCAGCACAACACAGAAAUUAUCUCUUCUUGCUCAGACACACAAAACUACCGUGACCAACAACACACAACUUCAUUGACCGACCAGACGAACCUCCUUCCCUUUAAAAAGAUUAUCGUAUGCUUCCUUGGUCUAGCUCUCUGCAUUGUAGUCUCGACACUGGACUCAGUCAUAGUUGCCACCGCUAUACCCACGAUAUCUGCUGCAUUCGACGCUGGCUCCAUCGUCUCAUGGGUCCCUUCCGCAUACCUGCUGACAUCCACAAGCUUCCAACCCUUGUACGGCCGUCUGAGCGACAUUUUUGGGCGAAAAGCAGCGAUCUCCGUAGCUAUGCUCGUGUUCAUGCUUGGAAAUCUUCUUGCUGGAUUCUCGCGGACUAUUAUACAACUGAUCGUGUUUCGCGGGAUAGCAGGUGCUGGAGGAGGUGGAAUCAUUAGCAUGGCACAAAUUGUUAUUUCUGAUAUUGUAAGCCUGCGGGAUAGGGGCAAGUACCAAGGAAUCAUAGGUGUCGUCAUUGCCCUAGGCUACGCCGUUGGACCUCUAAUCGGAGGUUCUUUGGCACAAAACGUUAGUUGGAGGUGGUGCUUUUGGAUUUGUAUCCCCGUUUCUGGGUGCGCGAUGGCGGUUGUCAUAUUUAUAUUACCUUUAAAACCAGUUAAAGGGAAUAUGACGGGAAAGCUUCUUUCAGUGGACUUUUUCGGUGCUGUUCUAACUUUGGUCGGGUGCACUCUCGUGAUUUUGCCCCUUAUUUGGGGUGGUGUAACCUUUCCUUGGGGAUCUGCAGUUGUUCUUGCUCCCUUGCUUUCUGGGUGUUUGGUGGUUGUAUUAUUUUGCAUCUGGGAAUGGAAGGGAGCGCGGCUACCCAUUGUUCCCAUGUAUAUCUUUAAGCAUGCUACUGUUACGGGAGUAUACAUUACUAUGUUCGUGAAUGGAUUUGUUUUCUUCUCUUCGCUAUAUUACCUGCCUCAGUACUUCCAAGUUGUUUUGGGGUACGACCCGGUUGGCGCAGGAGUUUUCCUAAUCCCAGUACUCGUUAGCCAAAUGGUUCUUAGCUGGAUUGCCGGGGUCAUUGUAAGCCGCACAGGCCGCUAUAGAUCUAUUAUUCACUCUGGCUUUGCCAUCUGGUCCAUUUCCUGUGGCUUGACAUCGACCCUAACACCUCAUUCACAUAAAGCUGAGAUUGUGAUCUUCAUGCUUCUUGCAGGAAGUGGCGCUGGUCAGACAUUGCAAACUACAACCGUUGCUGCUCAAGCUAGUGUGUCUCGACGCGACAUGUCUGUGGUGACAGCUUUUCGCAACUUUAUUCGUCUGUUGGGAGGAACUCUGGCUCUUGCCUUGGGAUCGACUAUUUUGAACAAUUCCCUGCGUUCAGCAAUGUCUUCACUUGAGUACCCCAGCGUGCUCACAUCCAGAAUCGUCGACAACCCUGCCUUACUUUCUACACCUACUGCACUUGACAUAUCGGCCUCUGAUGCAAGCUUCAUCCUGAAUGCGGGAUACACAAAGGGAUUUCGCACAGUUUUCAUCCUAAACGCGGCGUUGACGGCUGUAGCAACGAUUGCCAGUAUAACUCUAAUUAAGCAUAAGGAUUUGAACAGGGGAGACGAGAACAAUUUAAAGGCUGCGACAUCGGAAGUAAACAAAGGCGAGGAUGAGAUGAAGAUGUACCCAAAAGUGACUUCCAACCUGGCAAAAGUCGGCAUGGCGGGAGAUAAGGAGGUAUAA